AAAAAAAAAAAAAAAAAAUUUAUAUGUACUGUACAACAUGUGAAUAAUUAGCUUACUAUGAGACAUAAAAUUUAUUCUGGAAUAAAUGCUGUUUUUCAUUUUAGUUUAAAACUAAUGAAUUCCCAUUAUGAAGAUAUCAGAAAAUCUCUAAAAUCUCUAUGGGGCCCCAUUAAGGGAAUGCAGUUGAUGAAAUGAAAAAAUUGAACGAGACUUACCUUAGUAAGGUGAAGUUUAGUUGUUAUUUCAUCAACUGCAUUCUCCUUAAGGGGUCACAUACCCUCCCUCCCAUCCCAAAAUUUCUGAUUCUUCAUAACAAGGUCACCAUGCACAUCCUUUAUAACUGGAUGACAGCAUGGUGACCUCAUCUCUAAAGACUGAUAAGCCUAGACCACUUGCUGCACCUAUACUCUAUGUGACCCCUUAAGGAGAAUGCAGUUGAUGAAAUAACAACUAAACUUCACCUUACUAAGGUAAGUCUCGUUCAAUUUUUUCAUUUAAGACCUUACCAGUUUUUUGCCAGCGCUCUGAUUGGAGAUGGCAGAAUCACACUGACUCAAUCUCAUUUACACCUCCCACAUCAUAUCAUUUGCACCUCCCAUAUUGCUUCUUUAAUAUCAGUAAAACGUGGCUUCGGACUUGUUACCCAUCGCCGCCCGUGGCAUUCUUACGUCAUUCGUGUGGUUGUCACAAGUUUGUUUGGGAGAAAAGAACUUAAAUUUUCUUGCAUUUGCAACCAGGAUGCUUAUAAUCAGGGAAAUAUUUUUUGUUGAAAAUUGAUGUUGUGAUACAGCAGACUGGAAAUACUUCAACAAGGAUACUGAAAUACAGGACUGGUUGUCUUUGAACCAUGCUUUUGGAAAUGAUGAUUAAUGAUUUAACAAAUCUUCAUUUCAAGUGUAUAGUGCGAUUGGUGCCAAAAUUUCACCGAUGUUUGAAAUGAAGAGGCAAAGUCUUGUUUGUUUGUUUACAAUUUAUUCAUCGAGGAUUUUAUUUAUCAAUAUGGAGAGUUACUGGAAUUGGAAUAACUUUGGGGGGAUUACAGCUUUGGUUAACAGUCCUAGCUGACAUCCUAUUGAAGACCGUUCUGAGUGAACAACAUUCCAGGACAUCCUGCUAGUACUCCUCUAUUUUCUGCUCAGUUUCAUCAGACAUGGAAUUUAUCAUAUCAAGAAGAUCAUUGCUACAAUUUCCCCAGGCUGCGCAAUAGUAAUCCAGAUGUGGUAACAUGUAUGCAUCGAAGAACAGUUUUCGGACCUCUAGACUCAAAUAAAAGCCAUGGUAUUCAAUAAGACUAGCACAGUAACUCAUGGAGUACCGAGGGUUGCGUGAGGCGCAAUGUUUGUGAAGGACAAAGUGUGCUCUUUUGUUCAACUCCUUGUUGUAGCUGGAACUGCAGAGGCAAGCUCGGAACAUCCAAUAGCUUCUUCUGUUGUCAAAUACGCAAAAGAUCAGUUCAGCAUUUACUUGAUAUCCUAGCACCAGACUAGUUACUCGGUUUACAAUCAAAUAUGAAACUGACAGUAUGUUGCAUGAUUAUAUGUUUGGCAUAUGUUUUAACAUGCUUUGCAAGUCCAGCCAAAGCUCCUAAAGGAAAGGAAAAAGCUUCUGAAGUUAAAGAACAUCCGGCAAAAGCUUCUAAAGGAAAGGCAAAAGCCUCUGAAGUUAAAGCACAUCCAUCAAAAGCUUCAAAAGGAAAGGCAAAAGCUUCUGAAGUUAAAGCACAUCCAUCAAAAGCUUCAAAAGGAAAACGUCUUGGAAAAUGUACAACAGAUGCACAGAAUGAUUUAAGAUCAGAAGAUAGGUGCCCGCCAGGUUUUGUUUGUUCAGAAGUUAGGACCGGUAAAAGCAAGAAGGGUCGCAGUGGGAAGAAAUGUUAUCCUGCUCCUAACAUCUGUGACUCUUCCCCGUGUUUGAACAAUGGCACAUGUGUUGAUAAUGGGAAUGGUACUUUUACAUGCAUAUGUGAAUCUGGUUAUACGGAUACAAAUUGUUCAGUUUUAGCUUCUGGCAUCUGUGACUCCUCCCCAUGCUUGAACAAUGGCACAUGUGUUGAUAAUGGGAAUGGUACUUUUACAUGCAUAUGUGAAUCUGGUUAUACGGGUACAAAUUGUUCAGUUUUAGCUUCUGGCAUCUGUGACUCCUCCCCAUGCUUGAACAAUGGCACAUGUGUUGAUAAUGGGAAUGGUACUUUUACAUGCAUAUGUGAUUCUUGUUAUAUAGGUAGAAAUUGUUCAGAAGCAGUUGAACCAUGUCCACCUGGAUGGGAGCUGUUGUUCAGUGGUAGCUGCUACUUUUCUAGUUCAGAACAGAAAACCUGGGCAGAUGCUAGGGCUGACUGCAUAGCCAGAGGUGGAUACCUUGUAGAGAUCGAAAGUUAUGAAGAAAAUGAAUUUUUAUACUCUUAUGGUAAGGGAGACAAUUUAAUUGCCUUAAAUUAGUAUGUACUAGAGGUAUCAUUC
Mercenaria mercenaria is the source of this 2459-nucleotide messenger RNA. Its product is annotated as fibropellin-1-like. Gene Ontology annotation, cellular component: plasma membrane; protein-containing complex. Bases 1509 to 2438 code for a protein of 309 amino acids. Lineage: Eukaryota; Metazoa; Mollusca; Bivalvia; Venerida; Veneridae. Gene Ontology annotation, biological process: axon guidance; heterophilic cell-cell adhesion; establishment or maintenance of epithelial cell apical/basal polarity. The record is from RefSeq and is a predicted model, not a curated record. The transcript has 13 exons. Gene Ontology annotation, molecular function: calcium ion binding.